CACGCGUAAUUGGCCAAUUGGACGUGUCCACAACAAACUAUUGGUCCGCCAAUCUAAACAGAAGUUGAAUCAUUGUCUCUCCACCCUAUUUUCUCUCUACUUUCUCGCCUACCAAACGCCCCCCUUAACUCUUCUUUCUCUAGUAAUUCCCGGAACACAAUGGCCAAUUGGGAGCUCAAGAACUGCUGUAAGCACGAUCAAGUCGUCUUCCUUGCGACCAUCGGUGUCUUCACUGUUGUCAUCCUACUGCUAUGGAGGACAUUCUUGCUGACUCCAUUUAAGCUCAUCACUGUAUUUCUUCAUGAAGCAAGUCAUGCAAUCGCUUGUAAGCUUACAUGUGGUCAGGUGGAGGGGAUCCAGGUUAAUGCAGAUGAGGGUGGGGUGACACAAACAAGGGGUGGUGUAUAUUGGUUGAUCUUGCCUGCUGGAUAUCUUGGCUCAUCAUUUUGGGGAAUGGUUUUCAUAUUAGCAUCUACAAAUCUUCUCACUUCAAGAAUUGCUGCUGGCUGUUUUGCUGUUGCUCUGAUUGUGGUGCUUUUCAUUGCUAAAAAUUGGACACUUCGAGGACUAUGCAUUGGAUUCAUUAUUUUUCUUGCAAUAAUUUGGGUUUUGCAAGAAACAACUAAAGUUCGUAUUCUUCGGUUCUUCAUUCUCUUCAUGGGUGUAAUGAACAGUUUAUUCUCAGUUUAUGACAUAUACGAUGACCUAAUAUCUCGAAGAGUUCACUCCAGUGAUGCUGAGAAGUUUGCUGAAAUUUGCCCCUGCCCUUGUAAUGGUGUUGGUUGGGGAGUUAUUUGGGGAAUGAUAUCAUUUAUAUUCCUUGCUGCAGCCAUGUACCUUGGACUUGUCAUCUUAUCUUGAGGUUCAGGGACUUGGUUUCAAAGUCUUGUUGUUGUAGCAGAGAGGCGACCCUCGCCCAUUCUUUUUGUUUCCUCAAUGAUACAUUCUAUGCUGUUUUCAGGCAUUGUUUCUGGAUUCAACUGAUACUGAAAGUGCGCUUACCACACUUUUCAUGGCUUCAUUCUUUUAACCCUUUUGUUAGUCGGGGUUUACUACAUUAUCACAUUCAUGAUCAUUCUGUAUAGGAGCAUUAUGUUGAUGUCUUUUAGAUUAUGGAAGAAAUUGAGUUAUUCAAUUGA
Molecule: messenger RNA, 1139 nt
Organism: Vitis vinifera (wine grape)
Lineage: Eukaryota; Viridiplantae; Streptophyta; Magnoliopsida; Vitales; Vitaceae
Exons: 10
Coding region: 160-861 (233 amino acids)
Source: RefSeq, a predicted model, not a curated record